Molecule: messenger RNA, 6072 nt
Organism: Pimephales promelas (fathead minnow)
Lineage: Eukaryota; Metazoa; Chordata; Actinopteri; Cypriniformes; Leuciscidae
Gene: atrn
Product: attractin
Cellular component (GO): Golgi apparatus
Molecular function (GO): protein binding
Source: RefSeq, a predicted model, not a curated record
UGUCGUCAGUUCCGGGUGUCAAUAUGCGUCUAGGCACUGCAGCGAUAAGCAUCGGUAAAAUGUGAACAAGAAAAAAAAGAGAAAAAAUCAGCCUCCAAAGAAACCACGGCCAGCCGACAGCAUCGACGAUACUGCUAUCCUUUGUCUCUCACCAUCCGCUAGUCACUAGCAGCGGAUUCGUCACCGUCUGUCAGCCGUUUCUGUGGGAAUGGCCGCGGAGGUUCGGAGGGCCCUUGGCCGGGGCUGGUGUCUCUCACACGGCCUGCCUCGCUUAGGCCUUCACGGCACCGUUCUGCGAUCUAUUCUCAUCAUCACAGCCCUGAGCGGACUGGUACGUCUGCCCGCGGCCACGGAGGCGAAGGAGUGUGAUAAGCCGUGCUUGAACGGCCAGUGUAACACUGCCAGCGGCGUGUGUGUAUGCGAGCCGGGAUGGGUCGGGGAGCAGUGCCAGCACUGCGGCGGCCGCUUCAGGCUAACAGGACCCUCUGGCUACCUCUCUGACGGAGCUGGAAACUACAAAUACAAGACCAAGUGCACGUGGCUUAUUGAGGGACAGCCAAACUCGAUCCUGAGGCUUCGCUUUGAGCAUUUUGCCACGGAGUGCAGUUGGGAUCAUCUGUACGUGUACGAUGGAGACUCCAUCUACUCUCCUUUACUCGCUGCCUUCAGCGGUUUGAUUGUUCCUGAGAGCUACAGCAACGAGACCGUCCCAGAGGUGGUGGCACAGUCGGGCUUCACCCUGCUACACUUCUUCAGUGACGCUGCGUAUAAUCUCACUGGCUUCAACAUCUCCUACAGGGUGAACACAUGCCCCAAUAACUGCUCUGGCCGUGGGGAGUGUCGUGUGGGGAAUUCCAGUGAGUCGGUGCAGUGUGUAUGUGAGGAUGGCUGGAAAGGACCGGCCUGUGAUGUGCCCUACUGCUCGUCUGACUGUGGCUUCCCUCUCCGGGGACAGUGUGAAACCAGUGCCAAACGAUGCCAAUGCAAACCAGGGUGGCAAGGUCUGGACUGUUCAAUAACUGUACCAGGAAACGUUUCGUUCUGGAUGCGCGAGGAAUACAGCAGCCAUGGCUUGGCGCGGGCGUCCCAUAAGGCUGUGGUUUAUGAAGAUGUGAUGUGGGUGAUAGGUGGACAUGUGUUUAACUACACACACUACCAGAUGGUGACUGCGUUCAACAUCUCUUCUCAAAGCUGGAUGUCGCUAAACCGGUCCGUCAACUCUGUAACUGGACGCUACGGUCAUUCUCUCUCCCUUCAUGAGGAUAAAAUCUACAUGUACGGUGGGAAGAUUGACUCCACAGGAAACGUGACAUCAGAACUCUGGGUGUUUCACACGCGGAACCAGUCGUGGGUUUUGCUAAAUCCGCGUGCUAAAGAACAGUAUGCAGUCGUGGGCCACUCGGCGCACACCGUCCAGCUCGGUCCCGAUGGAUCGGAGCCCGUCAUACUGGUCGUCUUCGGACACUGCCCUCUUUAUGGAUACAUCAGCCAAGUGCAGCAGUACGACAUUGUAAAGAAUACAUGGAGUGUUUUAGAGACUCGUGGGGCGCUGGUUCAGGGCGGCUAUGGACACAGCAGUGUGUACGACCCUCAAACACACUCCAUCUACAUCCAUGGAGGAUACAAGGCUUUCAGCGCCAAUAAAUAUGGCCUGGCUGGAGACCUGUACCGCUAUGAUGUGGACAAGAAAAUGUGGUUUAUUCUGAGGGACAGUGGUUUUUUCCGUUACCUCCACACAUCGGUGAUCGUUGGCGGGAACAUAUUGGUGUUUGGAGGGAACACACACAAUGACACUUCAAUGAGCCAUGGUGCGAAGUGCUUCUCCUCAGAUUUUAUAGCAUACAACCUGGCUUGUGAUGAGUGGACUGUACUGCCCAAUCCAGAUCUUCAUCAUGACGUCAACCGCUUUGGCCACUCAGCUGUGUAUCACAAUGGGGUGAUGUACGUGUAUGGAGGCUUUAACAGCCUGAUGCUCAGUGAUUUGCUGUGGUUCACCCCUGCAAGCUGUGCUGCUUUCUCUGAGCAGCUGGAGUGUGUGACGGCUCUACCUGGCGUGCAGUGUGUGUGGAACGCCUCUACCUCCACCUGUAUGUCCUGGGACGCAGCGGCGCCCCAUGACACAGAGAGCUUGAGAAACACCUGCAGUCCCAGAGGGUAUGUAGAUGCUGAAAAGUGUGACCAAUAUUCAGACUGCUACAGCUGUACAGCCAACACCAACAGCUGCCAGUGGUGUGCGGCGCUCUGUGUGUCUGGUCAUAGUAACUGCACCAGUUCCCAGGGGGGGAUAAUGGAGUAUGAGGCCUGUCCGAAGGAUAACCCCUCCUCUGUGUGCAGCAAGAGGACCAGCUGUAAAAGUUGUGCCACAGACCAGAACUGCCAAUGGGAGAUGAGAAACCAAGAGUGCACUACCCUGCCUGGUAAUGAACACGAGCAAUGGAAUAUCUGCGGUGAGAGUUGGCACCUGGUGGGGAAUUCGUGUCUAAAGCUGAUCACAGCCAAUGACUCGUAUGACAACGCUAAACUGGGGUGCCGUAGUCACCAGGCGGUGCUGGCAUCUCUCACCACACAGAAGAAAGUCCAGUUUUUCCUCAAAGAGAUGCACAACAGAUCAUUGCAAUCAAAAGCACUCAUCACCCCAUGGGUGGGUCUGAGGAAGAUCAAUGUGUCCUACUGGUGCUGGGAGGACAUGUCCCCGUUCACCAACUCCACGCUGCAGUGGUUGCCGGGCGAGCCCAGUGACGCUGGUUUUUGUGGGUACCUGGCUGAGCCCACUUUCAAUGGAUUGAAGGCGGCAACCUGUGUCAACUCUGUGAAUGGGAGUCUGUGUGAACGUCCAACGAACCACAGUGUGAAGCAGUGUCGGACGCCCUGUGCCCUGCGCUCUUCCUGUAGUGAGUGCACCAGUGGGAGCUCAGAGUGCAUGUGGUGCAGUAACAUGAGGCAGUGUGUGGACUCUAAUGCUUAUGUGGCAUCCUUCCCCUACGGCCAGUGCAUGGAGUGGUACACCAUGAACAGCUGCCCACCGGAGAAUUGUUCUGGCUACAAGACCUGUGGUUACUGUUUGGACCAGCCUGGCUGUGGGUGGUGCACUGAUCCCAGCAAUACAGGACGGGGCCAGUGUAUAGAGGGCUCUUACCGCGGUCCGAUCCAAACACUGUUCCAUGCUCCUUCGUCUUCAGGCCCCUCCCUCAUUCCUGCCUCUCAGCCAAUGAUGAAUGUGAGCUUGUGCCCACUAGAGGGCAACUACAACUGGUCCUUCAUCCAGUGCCCAGCAUGCCAGUGUAACGGACACAGCUCUUGUGUCAACGAGAGUGUGUGUGAGCGAUGUGAGGACCUCACCACGGGCAAACAGUGCGAGAGCUGCAUCUCCGGUUUCUAUGGUGAUCCAACAAACGGGGGCAGCUGUCAACCAUGCAAGUGCAACGGCCACGCCAGCAUGUGUAACUCUAACAAUGGCAAGUGCUUUUGUACCACCAAGGGCAUCAAAGGAGAUCGCUGCCAAGUGUGUGAGGUAGAGAACCGUUACCAGGGCAACCCUCUGAAGGGAACGUGUUACUACACUCUGCUGAUAGACUACCAGUUUACCUUCAGCUUGUCGCAGGAAGAUGACCGGUACUACACUGCUAUCAACUUUGUGGCCACUCCGGAUGAGCAAAAUCGAGACCUGGACAUGUUCAUUAAUGCCUCAAAAAACUUCAACCUCAACAUCACAUGGGCAACCAGCUUUGCAGCUGGGACUCAAGCUGGUGAAGAAAUCCCUAUUGUGUCCCGCAGCAACAUAAAGGAGUUCAAGGAUAGCUUCUCAAACGAGAAGUUCGAUUUCCGUAGCAAUGCCAACAUCACCUUCUUCGUUUACGUCAGCAACUUCACCUGGCCAGUCAAAAUCCAGAUCGCUUUCUCUCAACACAGUAACUUCAUGGAUUUGGUUCAGUUCUUUGUCACAUUCUUCAGCUGUUUCCUGUCCUUGCUUCUGGUGGCAGCAGUUGUGUGGAAGAUAAAGCAGAGCUGUUGGGCUUCGCGGCGCAGAGAGCAACUCCUGCGAGAAAUGCAGCAGAUGGCCAGCCGACCAUUCGCCACCAUCAACGUCGCCUUGGAAACGGACGAGGAGCCGCCAGACCUGAUUGGUGGAAAUGUGAAGUCUGUGCCUAAGCCCAUAGCCUUGGAGCCCUGUUUUGGGAACAAGGCAGCGGUGCUCUCCAUCUUCGUUAGAUUACCCAGAAGCCCCGGCGGCAUUCCACCUCCAGGACAGUCGGGUAUGGCAGUAGGUAGUGCAUUGGUGGACGUCUCUCAGCAGAUGUGUCUGGGAUACAAGGAGAAGUCGGGAGGCAUGCGUAGCCGCAAACAGCAGCCAUUAGCACAACCCGCCACUUGCAUCUGACAUUUACCCCUCGUCCUCUGACCUCGGAGUCACAGGAACACGCGCUUAUGGCUGGGUCACAUUCAUAGGAGCAGCCAACUGGACUCUGAAUGGAGAAACUGGACCUCUUUUGGAACACUACAGGAAAUGAACUCCUAUGUGACCCUGAAUGAUAAGACUUAUCCUGGGCCACUUUAUGAUAUUUAACUUAUUUCAGUUAUUUUAUUCCAUUUUUGCAAUCAGGAGGAGGAAUCCUUGCACUGCUGCAUCUCUGUUGAAGGCAACACACAAACACUUCCCUUCUAGAGAGGCUCUUUGGCUGCAUGGCUAUAACACAAACACACAUACAGUACAGGGGGUGCUUUAGAGGCAUAUUCCACGUCUUUGUCUCUUAAAUCAUGGCGGUAGUAAUUCUGUCAACUCAAAUUGCUUUUAUCUCUUAAUAAUAAUUAAUCAUGUCUCUUAUUUGGCGUGCGGUCGGUGCGCCACAUCUCUGGAAUAAAACACGACGACCCGGUAUGUUUACAAGCGUUUGACUUUACAGGUCAUCUGUGACGUCUCUCUACAUUUGAGCUUUUUCACAUCUUUCCAUUCUCUUUUGAAUCACCUCCUUUCCCGUAUGAUCCGAGACAUGAGUGUUUAUGUUUGCUGUAAUGAUAGUGCUGCUGCUUCUGCUUUUAUCAUUUACUUCCUCUCACUUCUCUCUUAUCUGAAAUCUCAGCCCAUUUCUCAUGCACUUUUCCAGGAAAGGAGAAAUAUAAGGAGACUGCAGGCAGGCAGCAGUGAGCAAGGACCUUGUUUGGGUUUCUCAAAAUGUCAUUUUGGGCUGGCGAAGGAUUAUCUGCAUACACAAAUGGACAAACCUGGACCUGCGUGGGAUACCGGGGGUAUUCUCCAGGAUAUGGAGUGCAUUGCUUUGUGCAAAGGAAAGGUCAGAGAUAGAGUGAGCAAAUGUGACAUUAUGAAAUCUAAACCGGUGUAAGUGUGUGUAACGGCGCAGUCAUUACAUCUUUCAUUAUCCUGUUUCGAGACUGCACAGAUGACCUGCUUGCCGGUUCUUGGUGCACCAAGAACUGAAAAAAGGGACACAGGUCGCUAGACCAGAACAAAACUUCUAGUUCCGACAGCCUAAACAGGAUGUCAUUAAUCUGUCCGUGAUCUCAAUGGAAAGCUCGUGUCCUGCGACAGCCAUUUCUCGAUCUUUUAGGGCCCAAAAGGGAAAACCGCACUCACACCUACACGCAAAGUGGUCUAAUGAAAGGAGCUGGUCUCUCUUCCUUCAGAUGGAAGCUAAUUCUCACAAUGCUUUUCUCUGUAAGCCUCAAACAGUACUCCUCGCACACCGACUGCACCAUCUAUAUACAGUGAUACUGUAGAUAUGGAGUCUGUAGUUUGUUAAUAUGUAUAAUGUAGCAGCAAGUGCACUCAAGUUUUUUUUUUGUACAUAGUGAUGGACGGUGAUGUGAAUGCCGUCUCUGUUAAGCAACUUACUGCACUUGGAGGGAAGAGUGUCCCAGGCUUUUGAAAUGUGACUGCAUUGCAGCUUCUUUUGUAUGUAAGAUGGCGAAUGUCAUGAACAAACUUUAAUCUAGCUGCCUACUUUAAAGAAAAAACCUGAAAAUUUAAACUGACCUUGUAAUUAUGUGUACAUACAAGAAUGACAUAGAACAUUUUGUCUAUAAUUAAAUGGUAAAAUGACAAUGACUACCUGUAAA